CUAUAAUAAAAAUGUGGCGAUGUCUGUUUAUAAUUAUUCUAAUAGUUAUCGUAAUUGGAAUUAUAUUGAUUUCGAUUAAUCCUUUAAAAUCAUCAUCAAUUCCUUUAAAUGGAUGUCUACAUAAAGAUUUUGGAAACGGAGCAACCGUAUGCGUCUGUAACGAAAAUCAUUGUGAUACCAUUUCAAGAGUAUCCAAAAUUGAUUCUUCUCGAUACAUGGUGUUCACAUCGAACAAAUAUGGACUUAGAUUUGACAAACAGAUAAAGUAUUUCGAGAACCGAACGGAUUCUUCAUUGCUGGAGGACGUUUGCGAACAGGAAGCCAUAAAUUGCGUCGCAAUCAAUGGAACCGAUAGAGUGUUGGUAGUCGACAAGGCCGAAGAAGUUAGAAAGAUAAUUAUAGAUCGUGAAAAAAUGUUCCAGAAAAUUUUCGGUUGGGGCGGAAGUUUUACGGACGCCGCCGGCGUUAACGUCAACUCCCUAAGCCGGAAUUUGCAGAAUAAGUUAAUGAGGUCUUAUUUCUCUGAAGAUGGUCUUGAAUAUAAUUUAGGCAGAGUACCGAUUGGUGCAAGUGACUUUUCUCUUCGACCAUACACGUACGAGGACACCGAAGAUGAUGAUCCUAAUUGCGAAGAUCCUGAACUAACAAAAUUUAAAUUAGCUGAGGAAGAUUACAAAUAUAAGUUACCCAUCAUUCAAGAAGCUCAGAAACUAUCAUCCAAUCACUUAAGAUUAAUAGCUUCUCCUUGGUCAGCUCCAAAAUGGAUGAAAGAAUCUAAACGAUACUAUGGAACGGUUGGAUAUUUGAAAAAACGCUUUUAUCAAUCGUGGGCGAAUUAUUUUAUCAAAUUUUUAGAGGCAUAUAAAAGAGAAAAUGUUACUAUUUGGGGCCUUACUCCAGGCAAUGAACCGUUUCUUGCUAUGGGUCAGUUUUCUGUUCCUGGAAUGGUAUAUACGGUGGAACAAAUGAGAGACUUUAUACAUUAUCAUUUGGGACCGACUCUGAGGAAUUCUGAAUUUUCUAAUGUUAUGUUAAUGGCCAUAGACGAUUUGAGACCCAUUCUAGCACAUUCAUAUGAUAAGAUUUUCGCGGAAAAAGAAGUUUUGAAAUAUAUUGAUGGAAUUUCUUUGCACUGGUAUUAUGGAAACGAAGAAAAUGCCCAUAUAUUAGAAGAUUUUCAUAAUAAAUAUCCCGAUAAAUUAAUUUUAUACACUGAAGCUUGCAAUGGUUACAUUGCAAACAACAUUCUAUUGGGUUCUUGGGAACGAGGAGAAGACUAUGCCGCAGACAUUAUACAGGAUAUGAAUCAUUGGGUUAUCGGCUGGAUAGACUGGAACCUAGCGUUAGAUCUUAAAGGAGGACCAAACGUUUUCAAAAACUAUGUUGACGCUUCCAUAAUUGUCAAUGCUGAUAAAGAUGAAUUUUAUAAACAACCCAUGUACUACGCUAUCGGCCAUUUCGCCAAAUUCGUUCCAAGAGAUUCAUUGAGGAUAUAUUCGACCCAAUGUGGAACUGAUGUAUCACAGGUUGCGUUCAUAAAGCCCGAUGGUGGAAUAGUGAUUGUUAUAUUAAAUAAAACAGACAAAAUUAAAAAACGAUACAUACUGGAUUCGAAACGGGGAAAAAUUGAAUUAGAACUAAGUCCACGUUCAAUUUCAACGAUUUUGUAUUGGUAGAAUUUGUAUAAUUUUACGAUUUAAAAUAUUUGUACACAUUUUGUUAAUAAAUUUAUUGUUUUUA
Psylliodes chrysocephalus is the source of this 1740-nucleotide messenger RNA. The record is from the annotation of a GenBank genome assembly. Lineage: Eukaryota; Metazoa; Arthropoda; Insecta; Coleoptera; Chrysomelidae.